UUUGGUGAGCGGUUCGCCCAGCAGUUCAUGAGCGUCUCCACUAGCUGGGUCGACAGUUUGAUCUUCUCAAUGGCUCCCUUGGGCGUUAUCACCGCCAUUGUCGGGGCUAUCAGGGUCGGCGGGCCAUCGUGGCUGCGUGGAAUUAUUGGUCGAGCGAGGGAGACCCGUGCAGCCGCGGAGGUUGAGCUGAUGUCAUCGACAUCUCAUGAAGUGUGCGAGAUCUGGAAUGGUGAUGCAAUCGUUCGUGUGAUGGGAUCACCUCAAAUCCAGCAACUUCUCUAUUUCGAGAAUGUUCCCGACAACCUUCUCGAGAAGAUCAAAAAGCGGAGGUCAGCUGAGGGUAGUACGUCGACCCGGAGCUGUUACUCAGGCUGCCCGUCGGCUGCGGAAUCGGGCACUUCGAAGUACGAUGCUCCGAAUAUCUCGAUGAAUCUCAGUGUCCUGAAGAAGCCCUGGGAGCUCUACUUGGCUGCCGCGGUCGGAGUCUUGAGCCAGGCUGCUGUGAUCGUUGUGGCCACCUAUGCGGCCUAUACACCCCACUUGCAGUUCAACAAGACUGGUCUCACAGUUCAAAAAUACUCGUACCCGCUGACUUCCAUCGGAACCUUGUUACUUGUAACCGGAAUGUUUAUAGCGGCGUCGGUCGUAGAACGGAGUACCCACGAAGAUACAUACGAGAAACGCUCGGAAAUGCGGAUAACUUGGGCGAUACAAAGAGGCCGUGUAAUCAACGACCAAACGUUUGAUUCCUAUGCGAUAAUUGCGGACGGCCCUGUCGAUACGGUCAGGACAUCCAGCCGUCAGCCAUCUCACAAGGACUCGGACUCCCACGCCUCACCUCUCAUGCGUGGGUUUACCGUCUUGGGAACAGUCACCUCGGUCGUGGGGUUUAUAUUCCAAUUCAUUGGUCUGCGGGGCAUGCACUGGUCGGCUUCAACAGCACAAUUGGGAGCAACAAUUCUCAUGACAAUUGUGAGGGCGCUCCUCCGUCGCGGAAUGGCAAAACGACCGUCUUCGGUAAAGUUA
Messenger RNA from Tricharina praecox, 1026 nucleotides. RefSeq lists its product as uncharacterized. Lineage: Eukaryota; Fungi; Ascomycota; Pezizomycetes; Pezizales; Pyronemataceae. The annotation marks the transcript as partial. The transcript has 8 exons. The record is from RefSeq and is a predicted model, not a curated record.